CUCCCUCCCUCCCCGUCCUCCCCCUCCCCCUUUCCUCCACUGUUUACGGGACGGGACUCGAGAGACUGCUCGCCGGAUUGUUCGUCUAGGGUUUAAAAGAAAGACCGCUGUCAGUGCGAAUUGAAGUGCUCCUUCUUCAAUUUCUCCAUUCAAGCAAAAUGUUCCGUAAUCAAUAUGACAGUGAUGUCACUGUGUGGAGUCCGCAGGGUAGACUCCACCAGGUUGAGUAUGCAAUGGAAGCUGUGAAAUUGGGAUCGGCGGCUGUUGGACUCAAGAACAAAACUCACGCUGUAGUGGUUGCCCUUAAAAGAGCGUCUUCUGAGCUUUCAGCUCAUCAGAAAAAGAUCAUUCCCAUUGACAAACAUCUUGGAAUGGCUAUUACUGGGCUCACAGCAGACGCUAGAAUGCUAAGCCGUUACAUGCGGACCGAAUGUCUGAACUACCAGUAUGCUCAUGAUUCUCCUCUACCUGUGUGCCGCCUAAUUGCCAAUGUUGGAAACAAAAUGCAGAGCUCUACGCAGAGAUAUGAUCGUCGACCUUAUGGUGUUGGAUUGCUUGUGGCAGGAUAUGAUGAUCAAGGACCACAUAUCUAUCAAACUUGCCCAUCUGCAAACUUCUUUGACUGUAAGGCUAUGGCUAUGGGUGCUCGCUCUCAAAGUGCCAGAACUUAUCUUGAAAAGCAUUUGGGGGAAUUCCCUGAUUGUGAUAAAGAUGAAUUGAUUCGGCAUGGGCUACGUGCAUUGAGUGAUACUCUGCCCAAUGAAGUUGAGUUGACAGUGAAGAAUGUGUCCAUUGGCUUGGUGGGUGAGAAGACACCUUUCUCAGUACUGGAUGAGCAAGAAACUGCUGUGUAUCUGACAUCUAUUGAGCAUGAGGAGAGGCGUGGUGGUGGAGGAUCAUCGGGCUCAAAGUCUUCUACAAGCCAAGCAACUGGUGAAGACCCUCAAGACCCUGAAGUUGCUGUGGCCAUGGAAACUGACUAAUUUAAGGCAAUAAUUUGAGAAAAAAAAACUCCAACUUUUUUUUUUUUUGAUUAUUGGAAACUGCUCUUUACAGUUAAUAAAGUUUUUAUUUAAGGCACA
This is a messenger RNA of Thrips palmi, 1082 nucleotides long. It is a transcript of the gene Prosalpha6, whose product is annotated as proteasome subunit alpha type-1. NCBI's taxonomy places the organism in Eukaryota, Metazoa, Arthropoda, Insecta, Thysanoptera, Thripidae. The transcript is spliced from 5 exons. The record is from RefSeq and is a predicted model, not a curated record. Gene Ontology annotation, cellular component: proteasome core complex; proteasome core complex, alpha-subunit complex; nucleus. Gene Ontology annotation, biological process: ubiquitin-dependent protein catabolic process. The coding region runs from base 159 to 983 and encodes 274 amino acids.